CGGCGGCGGCGGCGCUGGCCUCGUUCUUUUGUGCUCUCGCGGCGGCGGCCUCGGCCCUCACCGGCGCAUCCUCUCGGCCCGGUACCCGCGCGCUCUUCGUGACGGGCCAUGUCGGCGGCGGGAGCGAGCGCCGGCGUGGAGGCGGGCUUCUCUAGCGAGGAGCUGCUGUCGCUCCGCUUCCCGCUGCACCGCGCCUGCCGCGAUGGGGACCUGGCCGCGCUCUGCUCGCUGUUGCAGCAGACGCCGUGCGCCCACCUGGCCGCCGAGGACUCCUUCUACGGCUGGACGCCCGUGCACUGGGCCGCGCACUUUGGCAAGUUGGAGUGCCUGGUCCAGUUGGUGAGAGCCGGAGCCGCCCUCAACGUCUGCACUACGCGCUUCGCCCAGACCCCGGCCCACAGCGCGGCUUUCGGCGGACACCCCCAGUGCCUGGUCUGGCUGAUCCAAGCGGGAGCCAACAUUAACAAACCAGACUGUGAGGGCGAGACUCCCAUUCACAAGGCGGCUCGCUCCGGGAGCCUGGACUGCAUCAGCGCCCUGGUGGCCAGCGGGGCUCGUGUCGACCUGAGAAAUGCCAGUGGCCUGACGGCAGCGGACAUUGCUCAGACGCAGGGCUUCCAGGAGUGCACCCGGUUUCUCUUGAGCCUGCAGAACCGCCACCUGAGCCGCUUCUGCCAGGACGGCCCCUUGAAUGGGGGCCGUCAGGAGGUGCUUCCUCACCACGCUGGCGGGGGAGCACAUCGGAAGAGGUGCUUGCAAGACCCGGAACCCAUGGGAGCGAAGAAAGCCAGGGCGGAAGCUCCGGGCCUGGACUGCGCCAUGCCGCUGGCGAACGGCGAGGCGGAAGACGAAGCGGAUAGGAUGCACGUUGACAGAGAGAGUGGUGCCCUAACAGAUAUGAAAGACAGUAGCUCCGUAUCGAAUGCCUUGACAAACGGCUGUGUCAUCAGCGGACACUCGGACUUCCCCUCCCCGGCCCGGCUCGGUGGCAUGGAAGGCAGGAGUGGCCCGUGCUCAGCGGGGCCGCCCGGGAUGAGCCCCGCGCUGGCGCCGGCCCGGCCGUUCGCCGGCGACCAGGGCUCUGUGUGUGUGAACCGGAGCGAGGAGCCGGAGAGGAGCGGCAGCGCGGAGAUGUGCGGCUCCCUGCACCUCAACGGCAGCCCGAGCAGCUGCGUGGCCAGCAGGCCCAGCUGGGUGGAGGACCCCGAGGAGACUCUGCACUACGGACAUUACCACGGCUUCGGGGACACGGCCGAGAGCCUGCCCGAGCUGAACAGCGUGCUGGAGCACUCCGACUCCGUGAAGGUGGCACAGCGCUACGACAGCGCCCUGCUGGGCACCAUGCACCUCUACCACGGCUCCUAAGGGAGGCCGGCGGCCGGGCCUCCAGGCAGCCAGCCCGCAGCACCGUUUUUUAUACUCUCCCUUUCUGAGCGGCAGCCUCUGGUUCUACAGGUUCCCCGCGCGUGCUCGCUCCUGCGCCGGUGUCAGCCCCGGGCCUCGGGCCCGUCCCGAGGUGCGCCUUCGGGGUCCGGGUUUUCUGGCGCCGGUCUCCACCGUUUCUCCUUACACUGUCCCGGUUCUCCAUUUGUCAAAGUCAGGGAUCCCUGCUGGAGGUCCACAGAGGCAGGCACCUGCUAGCCCAGCCCGCCGGGCUGGCGCCUGCGGCGUAGCUGACAGCACAGCGGCCUCCCUGUGCAAGGUGCGGCCUCACCAGGGCUUCUUGGCAUGGUUGGUAUGAAGAAACACGACCCUUCUCUCCCGGUGUCGCUCAGUGGGGCCCUGGAGCAUCCCCGGGUCUGGCCGUGGGCGUGGGCAUGGCCCCCGGAGCUGCCUGCUGCGAUGGCGCCCGGUGCCUGGGGCGACGUCUGACUUCUGUUUCUAUGCCACUUUCCUACUCGGUCUCUGGACUUCCUGCCACGGGUAAUGGCUCCCUAGCGUGGUGGAAGUCCUACUGGUAGGAACCGUCAGGUGGGGAUAUUUAACUGACCGUUCUGACUUAGCGCUUUGUUUUUCUCUUGUUUUUGUUGGGGGGCUUUUCUGCUCUAAAGUAUAUACCACUAUGUAUGUCCAGUUACCUGGGAGGAUUUUAUCUCUCUUGAUAAACUUGCAUUGAGUUCAUGGUUUUAUAGAAAUUCACUUUGCUUAGGCAACUAGUGGGCACAACGUGCAAAUAUUGUAAUGAAUUUUUACUUUUCUGGUUUUUGUAAUAAAAUCAGUGCAGAUAGAGAAAUGUCAGAUGGACAAACCAACGGUCUAGAAGUGUUGCUAGUAUUUUGUUUUCAAACUGUCCUUUAUGAACUGAAUAAAAACCCACCCGGUUAUUG
Lepus europaeus (European hare) is the source of this 2327-nucleotide messenger RNA. It is a transcript of the gene ANKRD10, whose product is annotated as ankyrin repeat domain 10. Bases 109 to 1365 code for a protein of 418 amino acids. Gene Ontology annotation, molecular function: protein binding. NCBI's taxonomy places the organism in Eukaryota, Metazoa, Chordata, Mammalia, Lagomorpha, Leporidae. The transcript has 6 exons. The record is from RefSeq and is a predicted model, not a curated record.